Messenger RNA from Phyllopteryx taeniolatus (common seadragon), 2665 nucleotides. RefSeq names its product rapunzel 5 (gene rpz5). Lineage: Eukaryota; Metazoa; Chordata; Actinopteri; Syngnathiformes; Syngnathidae. The transcript is spliced from 2 exons. The coding region runs from base 190 to 1371 and encodes 393 amino acids. The record is from RefSeq and is a predicted model, not a curated record.
GGAGGGAGGGAGGGAGGGAGGGAGAGAGAGAGAGAGAGAGAGAGCACAAAUACAUCCGGCGGAGGCUGGUGCCGGCUUUCCCUCCCGACUGGAUUACUGGACCAAGUUGGAGGCAGUCUGAAGGAACGUCUCCGGCUGUGGCAGAAUCAUAUUGUCGCCGUUAGCUAGCGGCCGUUAAAUCGCGCAACCAUGAACAGCGUAGCGAACUGGCUGGUGGACAACAAGGACAAGAUCGAGAAAGGGGUGGACAUCAUGGGGCAGGCGUCCGAGGUUCUGGCCGCCACCGUGGGCCAGCUGCACCCCAUCCUGGAGGCGGUCUUCAUGGCCUCGGCCGAGAUCCUCAGCAACCCGGAGAGCAAGGAGGCCAUCUACCUGAGCCAGAAGAUCGAGCAGGUCAACCAGAAGCUGGUUGGGAUCCAGAGCGAGAUCGACCAGAUCGCCCUGGAGCUGCAGAGGACGUCGAUGAACAAGCAGAGCUUUGAUCGCGAGGCCCACAUGCUGGGCCAGUACGAGAAGUUCCAGGAGUUCAUCAACGCUAAGCCGAGCAUGAAGGAGAAGAAGAAGGAGAAGUUCAUCAAGUAUUACGAGAACACCGAGGCCGACUUGAACUUGGACGCCCUCUACAACGCCGUCGUGGGGGAGAACACGGCGGGGGACCCCAUGCUGGACACCGUGGUGACCACGGAGCAGAGGAGCCGGAGGGCGGUGGAGGACUUCUGCGCUCGGCUCAAGAAGCUCUUCGUGGUCGGCCUCAUCGCCGUCAUGGGCUACGCCGCCCUCAAGGAAGGCGUGGUGGAAACGGGCAUGAUGACCAAGUGGCAGGACAGGAUGGAGGCGGUGGAGAAGCGCAUGAAAGCCGCCGUGGACCACUGCACGGAGACCUUCGUGGACCAGGCCAAGCUGGACCUGGAGGACGUGCUCAAGGAGGACACGUGCAGGGUCGGCGAGGACUUCACGCGUUCGCUCCUGGCCACGCUGGUCAAGAAGUACGACUGGGUCAAGUGGUCGGUGCGCGCCUUCAACAGCCGCGAGCGCAUCUUCUUCUACAACUGGCUGGCGGGACGCAAGUUCCACGGCAGCGGCGGGGCCAACUGGUUCGAGCUCGUGACCGGCAACAAGAUCAAGGUGGUGGUGUCGUUCUGCGUGGACCCGCAGCCCAUCGACAAGACCCGGAUCUACGAGCAGAUCGAGCAGCAGAGGCUGAAGGGCAACAUGAUGGCGGUGGCCCUCACGCUCAACCGCUGCUUCCCCGAUUGCCUGGUGCACGCCGUCAGCCACUACAAGGAGGUGGUGGAGUCCAACAACUUCAGCGUGGAGUCCUACUACUACGGCAAGCACAAGCGGGCCUUCCUGUGCAUUCACCCGCAGUAGAAGCAGCGCCGCUGCGCGCGCCGUGUCCUCCAUGAAUGUUCAACGCAAUGGACUCUGAAGCACGAAGUCAAUCCACUUUGAAUGUCUUUCUAAGGUCCUUAUUUCAUCUCAGACUACUUAGAGCAAUGAAUCUGAAUCAAAGGGGGACAUAUUAUGGAAAAUGCACUUUUUAUUUGCUCGUAUUCAAAUUGUUUGAAGUCAGCUAAGUCGCAGGCGUCAAACUCAAGGCCACUCUAAUUGUGUGAACGCUCAACGGCAUUCAACAUAAAAUGUUUCCUUUCAUGGUCCGAUAUUUCCAAGUAAAGUGUACGUCAGCCAAGUCUGUUGUUUCGUGAAGUGACAAAAAUCCAUGUUGCAAAAGACCAGCAUGUUUUCGCUUUGCGAGAAAUAGCCCAGAGGCAGCUAGCGAGGCUUCCCGUUUAUAUAAACAAAAAGUCACAACGCAGCGAAGACCCCAAAGAGAACGCCCCGCUGACUUUGUUGUGUCAUAGAGCAGGACCCCCCCCGAUUGAUUUGGAACAUCAAUCUGACAUGCUUGAAUCACUGUGAUGUUACUUUUCUUGUCAGUCUUUCAACCUUGCCAUUUUUUUAUAUUUUUACUGAUUUUCCUUCGUGGGUACAAAUUUUUAGAUGAACAAAAGAUGUCCCCCCCCCCGCCCCCCCUCCCUCAGGAAUGUAAUGUACAAAACCACUACCUGUGUAGAAAAACAUAUUCCAUCGAAUAUUUGACAGCUGGACUAAAAUUGUGUUGCAGAUGUUUAGAAUUUAAGAUAUCUACAUGUCCAUUUUCAGAUAUCUUCAAUUGAUUUUUGACUAAGCGAAAUGACGUUGUCGAUAUCUCAAACUGGAUUUACAGAUAUCUGCAACUGAAUUGUGAAUAAAUGUAGCGAGAAACCCCGUACACAUGAACGGCAAAAGUAAGUGACGUCAUUGGUCGGAGGCGAUAUGGCGUUGCGCUUUGAACGGGUAAAACUGAAGUACAGCUAUCGCUUGCUGUCCUUUCGACGAGUCACAGUUGCAGACAUCAUGAAUGAAAAUUCGAACUAUCCAAAAUGUCAUUUCCACGACAGUAAUCCCGCGCUAUAUCGCGGUUCAUGUUUCGCGGUCUCGCCAUGUCACAGAUUUUUGGGGCAAGUGUUAAUACAGUUGUUCAUCUAUUUUCUUUUUUUGGGGGGGUAAAUUGUGCAAAUGUUUUGUGCCAUCCAUUGCUCUUACUGUCUCUCUCAAUAUAUUAUGUGUUAAAAUGUGUUUUUAUUGUUUUACAAGUGUGUAUAAAAGACCUUCCCAAAUCAAA